AUGUUGAUGGACCACACUGCUUCUGGUGCCAUGAUUCCUCAACUUGAUAGGGCCAGCUUUGCCACGCAAACUGGAUUAGCUAGCCCAGCACCUCAUGCACCCAGUGAUGUGGUCUACCCACUCAUCACUCAAGCACACAAUCAAAAAUUGGAAUAUGCAGCUCAAAUGAAAGCAGGGGCAGAACAGCAGUAUCAACCUACAACUGGUCACAUCUAUAAUAAUAGAAAAUUGCAGGAGGGAAUUUACAAUACACCCCCAAUUUUGCCUGGGAGUGUUGGUUAUGCACCACCAGAUGAUAGUUCAUCCGGUGUAUCCAUGAACAAAAUCAUACUAGGAGUAGUUGGGGGUUCAUUAGCUUUAUUGUCUGGUGUAAUUGCCUGCCUCUGUAUCAAAAAAAAAUCAAGGGAUAACGACCCAUGUUCACAAUAUGACUCAGACCCUAAUGAGGUGCACACAUGUGAGCUAGGCCGAGCAAAACACUGA
This is a messenger RNA of Melampsora larici-populina 98AG31, 483 nucleotides long. RefSeq lists its product as uncharacterized. Bases 1 to 483 code for a protein of 160 amino acids. The transcript has 2 exons. The record is from RefSeq and is a predicted model, not a curated record. Lineage: Eukaryota; Fungi; Basidiomycota; Pucciniomycetes; Pucciniales; Melampsoraceae.